GCUGUUCCCUGCAAUGAUAGAUCUAUAUAAAUCUCCACCUAAUGCUACAAAGGAAGAAACAUAUCCUGUUUGUUCUAUCUCAAAAUGUCGAGAUGCUAUCUCGAUUUUUUUAGAUAGUAUCUCAACAUCUUUACAUACGUAUCUCAAAUGGAGAUAGUACAUUUUAUAAAUUGGUGUUUAUAAAAUAUAUUUUAUAAAUUGGUGGCUGGAUUGGGCUUCCUUCCAUACACGACAGUGCUGUUUUAAUGUGCUUAUCUGAUUUGCUUGGUGAGGCCAUGGCAUGAGGGAAUGUCCGUUGUCCCCAAUUGAGUGAAAAAAAUGUGGACCAUCCAGGUCUCCCUCAUUCUGAGCUUUCUGUGUGGAAGAGGAUUAGGAGGAGCAGCUAGAGGAGAGUGUGAAUGGGGUGUCAGUCUUUGUGAAAUCGGUGACCCCCUCAACCGCAUUUCAACCUGUAACUUUGAAAGUCCUCUGACCACCCUGUCAGGAGGCAUAGAGAUGCAGCAGUUCAGCACCAAGGUUCAGGACAUUAUAAAGACUCUGACUGACCAGCCAGUCAACACCCAGGAGAGUACCACUAGUUAUCUUGGCUUCCCUUACUACCUACGCAUAGACCUACUGUGUGGUUCAAAGGAGUCUUCUAAGCGUGCCAUUCGGGAGGCCCUUCUCACAGGGUUGACCCCCAAUGUAGUCCUGACCUUCCAGGAACCCGUCCACCCCAUCCGCCUCAAAUCGCAGAGACUGCAGAUCAUCCUUACCACAGCCCCCCUGCUGGACAGUGUGCCCUGUGACAGCGACCUGUGCCAGCUGGGUUGGUAUGCUCCCAUGCCCAUCCUUAAUGGGUCGGUAGUAUACAGGGUUCAAGUGGUGUCAAAUGGCCAGGGUCAACUGGUGCCUGAGAGAAGAUGCCAGCACUGGAGGACAUGAUGGUUUUGGGCAGUCCCUCUCGCCCUCUGUGGGCGGUGGUGCAGAGUUCUCCCGUCCUCAUCCUCCCUGGUAUUCCUGGCUUCAAGGCUGUUCUGAUGACCGCCACAGAGUUCCAGCACACCUCCCCCAUCGAGGUGGGCAUCGAGAGCUGUUGGGCAGGCUCCCUGAACUGCCCCCAGGUGGAGUUCUCCUCCAUGAUCUUGGAGGCAAUCUCCACAGAGAGCUCCCUGUUCAUCCGCCAGAACCAGCUGCUGCACCGCUUCGUGGGCAACUUCUCUCUGCUGCCUCUAAGAGCCCCGCCCUCA
Messenger RNA from Oncorhynchus mykiss (rainbow trout), 1229 nucleotides. Lineage: Eukaryota; Metazoa; Chordata; Actinopteri; Salmoniformes; Salmonidae. The record is from RefSeq and is a predicted model, not a curated record.